AUUGAGUUUGCGGAUGAUGGUGAGGGGGGAGCUCUUUCUCGAAUUCUCCUACAGGCCCCGAGACGGUCGUAUUCCUGGCUUUAGUCUGGCAGCACCUUGCUCCUAAUGUCCUUGGAAAUAGCUGUCCUCCUUGAAUGAAGGGGUUUUCUAUAGAAACGACAGCUAACAACAACAUCCUGGAUCUAAUGCACCACUAUUAUUUUGAUUUAUUUACAGCCAUCUAUGGGAAGUGUGUAAAAAGUGAAUGAACGGAUAACUUUGCAACGUAACAGAGGCGCAUACUGCUGAAACUUUGCAACCUGCUGCUUGCUUGUUGUCGGUGUGCUUAGUCUACAGUGUUGCGGGGGAUCUCUCGCCGGGUUACUUUUGUAAUCCACCUCUGCAUGGAUACAUCAUGGCUACUUUAGUUUGCAGGGUUCAGUUUUUAGAUGACACCGAUCCUUUUAACAGCACUAAUUUCCCUGAACCAACGAGACCACCUUUAUAUACAUUCAGGGAAGAUAUUCCUCUCGUCAACCAGAUUGCUGGAGUCCACAGGCUGCUCAAAGCACCUCAUAAGCUUGAUGACUGUACCCUGCAGCUGUCUCACAAUGGAACCUAUUUGGAUCUGGAGUCUACACUGGCUGAACAGAAGGAUGAUCUGGAAGGCUUUCAGGAGGACACUGGGAGGGGCAAGAAACACAGUAUGGUCCUGAGGACACAGCUCUCUGUAAGGGUCCAUGCCUGCAUCGAAAAACUCUACAACUCCAAUGGAAGGGAGCUGAGGAGGGCCCUGUUUUCCCUGAAGCAGAUUUUUCAGGACGAUAAAGAUUUGGUCCAUGAAUUUGUUGUGGCUGAAGGGCUAACAUGUUUGAUAAAGGUGGGAGCAGAAGCUGACCAGAACUACCAGAAUUACAUCCUUAGAGCACUUGGGCAGAUCAUGUUGUAUGUGGAUGGGAUGAAUGGGGUCAUAGGUCACAACGAAACUGUCCAGUGGCUCUACACACUCAUAGGGUCAAAGUUCCGGCUGGUGGUGAAGACAGCUCUGAAGCUGCUGCUGGUGUUCGUGGAGUACACAGAGUCCAAUACCCAACUCCUCAUUGAGGCUGUCCGUGCCGUCGACACAAAGAAAGGAACCAAAAUAUGGUCAAACGCCAUGGAGAUUUUGGACGAAAAGGAUGGGGUGGACACAGAGCUGCUUGUUUAUGCCAUGACAUUAGUCAACAAGACACUAGCAGGGCUGCCAGAUCAGGAUUCCUUCUAUGAUGUGGUGGACUGUCUGGAAGAGCAAGGCAUUGAAGUUAUUGCACAGAGACACUUGAAUAAGAAAGGAACCGACCUGGACCUUGUAGAGCAGUUUAAUAUUUAUGAGAUGACUCUGAGGCACGAGGAUGGUGAUGAUGACAGCCAGCCCCCUCUGACAGGUCGCAAGGACCGCAGAAGAGCGAGUCUGGGAGGGGCUAAUGAACGGCACGGGCUGGAGCGCAGGAGGAGCCGCAGGCAUUCCAUCCAGAACACCAGGGGGGCGACCUCCGCCCCCGCCAGCCCCAGCAGCCUGCACAGUCAGAAUACCAAUGGCUUCAUCUCCUACAGUGGUCAGAGGAUUGAGGAUCUCAGUGAAAAUCGAAGGCUAGAGAGCCAUAUGGCGUUCCAGGGUGGCGACCAGUCUGAGACUGAAAGCGUGUUUGAGGCUGAGUUUGCACCGUGGCCAAUAGAGGAGGAGAACGAAGAGGAGGAAGAGGAACAACCAAUCACAGAGCCAAAUACUGAGGAUGAGGGUGAGGAAGAGCCCUCUAGACAGGUCAAACACAGUGUGGUUUCACAAUCUCCAGUGAUAGACAACGUAGAACAAGCCGACGCCAUUUGCUGUCCUAAAUAUGUAGCCAAAAGCGUACCGAUUUCUGAAGAAGAUAGGCCUCUCAACAACCCUACAGCAAAGAACUCUCCAGCCUCCUCAGCCAGGGCAACAGUCUCCAUCAACCAUCCCAACUCCUCUUACCUGUCUGUGUCUCCUCCAACCUCCGUGCUCGCAACAUUGUUAGCGAACCGAAGGUUGCCCACCACCACUUACAGAACUGGUUGCCAGGGUUCUUCAGCCAACAUCACCCCGGCUGUGUCUCCAACUGUGGAAAAACUGCCCUACCUCCCUCAUUCUCCCUUCCAUCUUUUCUCUUACGACUUCGAUGAGCCUCCUCCCUCUACAGUCAAGGAAACAGAGGCUGAAGCAAUGAGAUCCAACAGUCAAGCAGAUGCUACCUGCUCAAGCAAAUAUUCAGAAUCCAAUGAACCCUUUUCAUCCAGGUACUCCUCCAGCAGAUACAACAGCUAUGGCACCAGCAGCAGCAGCCCUUACACUAGCAGCAAAUCCUAUUCUACACUGAGUGCCCCCACUACACCCACCUCCAGCUAUGGAACAUCUGUGUCACCCUCCCCGGACUCCAAAACAGACAGACCAGUGCUGGGUGGGCUGCUCACUUCCUCUUACCGACAGCACCAGGAGUCCCUAGCGGCUGAGCGAGAGAGAAGGCGACAGGAGAGAGAGGAGAGGUUACUGCGGAUAGAGCGGGAAGAGAGGAACAAAUUCAAUCGGGACUAUAUGGACAAAAGAGAGGAGCAAAAACAUGCCAGAGAAGAGAGGUACAAGAAUGUGGAAAGGUUAGCAGCGGAGGAGUACGAGAAGGAAAGGAGCCGCACAGUGCCAAGGGGGCGGAGCGAGCUGACCCUCAACCUGAGCACCCACACUGCGUCCACCUCACCUGUCCACAGGUGUGUCACCCCCUCCUCAGCUGAGUCCCAGGAGGAGCCAGAGACACCGUCCACUCUCUACGAAUCCCCCAAGCCAGCAGAAGUAUUUAUCAGCGAACCAGAGCCUGAACCAGAUCUAGAACCAAACACAGAAAUCGAAACAGCCCAGGAGCAGUCGACAGAACUUGAAACAGAACUCAAAGAGGAGUCGGCACCCAAACAGGAAGUGGCACAAGAGGUUGAACAGGAAGCAGAGGCCCAAAAGGAGGAGGUGGAGUCUCAGGACGUGACGGGAUUAGAGCUAGAAGCAGAGCAGGGACCAGAACGAGAGCCAGCGGACAACACUCUCCUCAGCGAGAAAGAGAGGCAGAAUGAGGAAGUGAAUGAGAAGGACAACUGUUCAGCCUCCAGCAUCUCUUCUGCCAGCAGCACUUUAGAGAGAGAGGAGAGGGAGGACAAGCUAACCAGCGACAAUGAGACUGGUCCAUGGGCACAGUGCAUUAAGGAUGUUGAUGUGAACGAGCAGUGCAGCAAAAUCCUCAACAGUAAGCUGUUCAUGUUGGACAUGUUGUAUGCCCAGAACAAGAAGUCACAGGAUGAAGAGGAGGAGGAGGAAGAGAAGAAAGAACAGGUGGAGGACAAGGAGAAAGAAGAGAGUGAAGAGUCAGUGGCCAGUCUGGCCAGCAGGAUCUCCAUCCUGCAAGCCAACAAGCAAACCAACGAGGAGAACACCAUGAAGGACAUGGAGCACCUGGACAACCAAGGGAGCGUCAAGGCUUUUGCUGAGAAGUUCAAUAGCAGGGAGCUGGUCAAGAUCAUUGGCCCCUCUGAGAGUGUGGUCAGCGAGAAGCAGCCAGAGAAACCACCAGCGCCACCCAAGAAAGAGUCUGAUUACAUUUGGGAUCAACUCAUGGCCAGCCCACGGGAGCUGAAGAUCAAAGACAUGGACUUCACAGACUUGGGGGAUGAAGAUGACCAAGAUAUUUUGGAUAUGGACAGUUUUGUGGGCUCGGGGGAUCAGAUACUUCCUCCGCCCCCCCCUCUACCAUCUUUUAUGGCCUUACCACCCCCACCACCUCUUUUUGGCUGCCCACCACCGCCCCCUAUCCCUGGCGUCAUGGCGCCACCUCCCCCACCCUUCAUUGUCCCCCAGCACAUCGGUUCUCCGCAGCUUCCGCGGGGUGAGCCCUCCUUCCAGAAAAAGAAGAAGACUAUUCGGUUGUUUUGGAAUGAGGUUCGUCCUAUGGACUGGCAGUACAAAACUCAUAAAUGCUGUAGAGACUCCCUGUGGUCUAAGCUGGAGCCCAUCAAGUUAGACACCUCCAAGCUGGAGCACCUCUUUGAAACCAAGUCUAAGGAACUGCCAAUCACUAAGAAAACCGCUGCUGAUGGGAAGCGACAGGAAAUCAUUGUUCUUGACUCAAAAAGAAGCAAUGCCAUUAACAUCGGUAUGACAGUAUUACCCCCUCCAAGGACAAUCAAGACCGCUAUUCUCAACUUCGAUGAAUAUGCCUUAAAUAAAGAAGGGAUUGAGAAAAUUUUAACCAUGAUCCCAACGGUGGAGGAGAAACAGAAGAUCCAGGAAGCCCAGCUGGCCAGCCCUGACAUUCCCCUGGGCAGCGCGGAACAAUUCUUGCUCACACUAUCCUCCAUCAGUGAGCUCUCUGCCAGGCUCCAGCUCUGGGCUUUCAAAAUGGACUACGAAUUAACAGAGAAGGAAGUAGCUGAGCCACUCCAAGACUUAAAAGAAGGGAUGGACCAGCUAGAAAAUAAUAAGACACUAAGGCACAUCUUAUCUACUUUACUUACAAUCGGUAACUUUCUAAAUGCAUCAAAUGCCAAAGGGUUUGAGCUGAGCUACCUAGAGAAAGUUCCAGAGGUGAAGGACACUGUGCACAAGCAGUCUCUCCUGCAUCACACCUGCACAAUAGUGGUGGAAAAGGUCCCAGACAGCACAGACCUCUACUCAGAGAUCGGGGCCAUCACCAGGUCAGCCAAGGUGGACUUUGAACAGCUUCAGGACAACUUGGGUCAAAUGGAGCGGAGGUGCAAAGCAUCCUGGGAUCACCUGAAGGUCAUAGCAAAACAUGAAAUGAAGCCAGCCCUGAAGCAGAAGAUGUCUGAGUUCCUGAAGGACUGUGCAGAAAGGAUCAUCAUUUUAAAGAUUGUGCACAGGAGGAUAAUUAAUAGGUUCCAUGCAUUUCUCUUGUUCAUGGGCCAUCCUCCCUAUGCGAUCCGAGAGGUGAACAUUAACAAGUUCUGCAAGAUUAUCAGCGAAUUUGCCCUGGAGUACCGCACCACCCGCGAGAGAGUGCUGCAGCAGAAACAGAAACGGGCCAACCACCGGGAGAGGAACAAGACCAGGGGCAAAAUGAUCACAGAUACUGACGAUGAAGAUGAUUGCGAGUCAGGAAAAUUCUCCAGUAACACAGCCAGCAGUCUGAGCCAGCCCCAGGGCCUGGAGUACGCAGAGGACGCAGCAGAACAUGAGAAUAUGAAGGCCGUGCUGAAGACCAGCCUGCAGAGUGGGGAGAGCAGCACCUCUGUGGUACCGGGGCUCCGAACCCGAACACGCGCCAACCGAGGCCGAAUCGGGUCCUGCAAUCCUGUGAACGACGACUCUCCCAACGCUACAGACGACGCAGCGGAUGAGAUCAUGGAUCGCAUCGUUAAGUCCGCCACACAAGUGCCAAGUCAACGAGCCGUGCCGAGGGAGAGGAAGAGGUCAAGAGCAAACAGGAAGUCAUUGAGACGAACAUUAAAGAGUGGCUUGACGGCAGAAGAGGCCAAAGCUCUGGGACUUAGCACCUCUGAAAUGCAGGUGUGAAGAGACUUCCAGAAACGUCCAGAAACGUGUACAGCACCUGGGUCAACCAACGCCAUGGCAACUCCAUCCAGCUGGCUGCUCUUCAUGCUCCUGGCACCCAAUCGUCUUUGGGCUCAUUUACUGUACGACUCAUGUUAAAUAAAAAAUAAAGAGCUAUUGAAAAGGUUGUUACCGCUCAGCACUAGAAAUGUUGGCAGUUACAGAAUUCAGGAUUGUUCUUGAGUAUUUUGUAGUUUAAAACGUAUUGCUUUUCUUGAUUAAACUGAUUUGAUCAUUAGAAAA
Molecule: messenger RNA, 5833 nt
Organism: Polyodon spathula (Mississippi paddlefish)
Lineage: Eukaryota; Metazoa; Chordata; Actinopteri; Acipenseriformes; Polyodontidae
Product: FH1/FH2 domain-containing protein 3-like
Exons: 30
Coding region: 395-5551 (1718 amino acids)
Biological process (GO): cardiac myofibril assembly; cortical actin cytoskeleton organization; sarcomere organization
Cellular component (GO): cytoplasm; cytoskeleton
Molecular function (GO): actin filament binding
Source: RefSeq, a predicted model, not a curated record